Messenger RNA from Caenorhabditis angaria, 1824 nucleotides. NCBI's taxonomy places the organism in Eukaryota, Metazoa, Nematoda, Chromadorea, Rhabditida, Rhabditidae. The record is from the annotation of a GenBank genome assembly.
AUGUGCAAUUGUAUAAGUGAACCACCUAUUUUUGAUCUACCUCCACCUCCAGAUCCAUCACUUAUUUGGCAUCUUAUCUCAAAUGAACCCUAUGAACAGGUUAGUUAUUUUUUAUCUAACAAAACAUUUCUACCUUACAAGAAAAAGAAAACGGGAUUUUUAUUCGAAGAAAUUGAAUUUAUGCGCCGCAGCGAAGCGCCAAAAUUUGCAUAAAAAAGGCGGAGAAGAAAAAAGAUAAAUGUUGAAAAGACACUUGAAAUGAAUUUCGACUUUUUCCCCGGGGGACCAUCCAAAAUAAUUCAUCAUACAUCUACGUAUAUAUAAAUUCAGCAGGGGUCUAUACAAAUAUCUGAAAAAAAUUUCACACCAUGGUGUGAAAAGGCUUUUUGUUAUCUCAAUGUAAACCAAUAAAUAUUAUUUGCCGAGAUUUUUUCAGAAGAAGAAAAACAAUCGCGCAGAUGUUAAAGGGCCCCCUAAUAAAUUAAAUAAGCUUUUAUGUUGAGAUGCUUCUCCAUUUUUUACAAGUGUGGUUUAUGAAUGAAAAAAAAGGGGGAAUAUAAUCUGAAGUGGAUAAUAUUGUUAUUAUAAAAAAAUAUAUGUUUUUUCUUUUCAGGCUGAACAAUGCUCUUCGAGUAGUUUUAUAACUAUUUCGGAUAUCGACUCAGGAUCGGGAUCUGAAACUGGAACAAGUUCAACAAGUUCUCCCGGAUUUCGCAGUGAAUAUUCUUCUUGCUAUCGCAACUUUAUCGAUUUUAUUGCUAUUCGUUGUUUGUAUUGCAGUUUUGGGAAGAAUUAGGAGGUUAGUUGAUGAAAAUACUACAUCAAAAUUAAUUAAGUAAAUAAGUAGCAAAAAUUAAUAUUCUUCCAACCACUUGAAAUCUCACUAAGUGCCUGUCUAAUUAUGUAACUUGAUUAUGUAACAUGUCGUGCUCACACGAAUAAACACUUGAGUAAAACUUAUUAACUAACAGCCAUAACAGCUUCCUCGCUGUUGGACAUCAUUUGAAAAUAAAGGUCAGAGGAUUGUAAAUCAUACCUUUUGGAAGAUUGUAAAAGUUUGGGGCUGCCUGGCGAUUGUCAAUUGUAAAUAUAAUAAUUAUUAUUGUAGGAGGAGAAAAGAAAAUGCGGAAAAUUCGAAAAAGAUGUCAAGUGAUUCGAUUUUGGUGGCUGGUGAACACUUGUGGACAUAUAAUUCAAUGAAACCGGUAAGCUAUUGGAAUUUUUAAAUAUAAAACUAGAAAAGGCGAAUGUGCUCUAUUGAGAAAACAUUUCUUCGAACAUUAAUUCAAAAAAAUGUUUCAGAAUGGUAUAUUGAUGUAUAGCAACAAUUCGAAUGCUGGAAGUCGAUUAUUCCACCACACUCCUACAACCCUACGAUCUUAUAUUGGUUCAAAUACAGCGAUCCCACAAGUCCCACCAAUCCGCCAUUCAGAAUCAACCACCCUUCGCUUAAACCCUCAUGAUAAUUCGAGUGCAUAUCAUACCGUAUCCCUGGCUCGAAAUAAUCUCCAAUCAGAUGUUUAUGAAGAGAUUGGACCAGCUCAAGUAAAUCAUUAUAUGACAGCCGGUCGGAAUCCAUCUUAUCAUCAAAACAUACAAACAAUUGGAAGAAUGUCAAUGCGAAGACCACCACCAACUUGUCGACCACCACAACCACCACAAACAAUCACAACAUCCCCAGUUUGUUCAGAAUUAGAUGAUUCUGGUGAUAAUGGUGGAAGAGAAAGUGGUUAUGGAACUGCGCCAAGUUGGAAAAGUCCAUCUGGAAGUGCAAGAAUCGACACAACACCAACACCAAAUCCUCAAACUAUGACUUAUGUUUAA